ACUUAACAUCACAAAUUUGUUGUAGCUGUAUUUCUCCUUUUAAUUUUCUUCCUUUAAAUUUACAAUAUUGAUACUGUGUUGUUCCCUUUACGGUAGUGUUUAAGUUAUAAAAUAUAGAAAUACCCGUUACUCUGUUGACGUUUUGACUAGACGGUACGUACUAAAGACCUGUUGGGCAGAAAGUGUUUUGUCAUCUUGUGUGGCUGCCACUAUUUUGCACCCACAACGAUUCCCUCUAAACUCUAGUGACUGCAGGAAGAACCAUGGCCUCUAUUCCCAUCCCUGGAAGUGAGAAUGGCAAUAUAGAGGAAGAGACCUCCCGCUCCCCUGGCCUGCCGCCCUCUACCCUGGACACCCUGAAGCAGGACGAGACUGAUGGGGUGCCCCUCGACACGCCCUGGACCUUCUGGAUUGAUAAAGCUACAAGGGGAGCAACAGCAGCUCAAUAUGAGGCCAACAUGAAGAAAAUAUACAGUGUCUCGACAGUUCAGAGCUUUUGGUCAGUUUACAAUCACAUACCUGAUGUUGCGGAGCUGUCUCUGCGCUAUUCCUACCACUUGAUGAGGGGUAACAGGAGGCCCAUGUGGGAAGAUGAAGGAAAUCAGAAUGGGGGAACAUGGAGAAUUAAAGUAUCAAAGAAAGAUACAUCACGUUUGUGGAAGGAGCUACUUUUAGCAGCAAUUGGUGAACAGUUUGAGGGACACCUAGCGCCCGGAGAUGAAGUGUGCGGCAUCUCCGUCUCUGUGAGGGAGCGUGAUGACCUGUUACAAAUCUGGAAUUAUGACUGCAACCUUACUAAUCAAGCAUCAGUAAUGAAGAAAGUCCAUAGUCUAGUCCCAGACAUUUUCUUUAAUGCUGAGUUCUAUAAACCUCAUCAGACUCAUCAUGCCUAUGAGGGUGAGAAAUCACAGCUAAGCAACAUGAUGAUGAUAAACUCAUGAACAUGGUGUGUUGUAGGUUUGUAUAUGCUCACACAAAAACUUUUUAUAAGUCACAGCUCAUGGGUUUACACUCAUUCCUAUGCCUGAUAUCUUCCUCGUUAAAUAUGUAUUAUAGCAUUAGAUACUAUUUAUCUGUUGUAUGCUAUAGAUCUUUAUUAAGGAUAGAGAAAGAUUAUAUUGGUCUUAGUUCUUUGGGUAACGACACAGAUUGAAUUUGAAAUUGACUUGAUAUUAUUGUACAGUUUCUGAUGCUUAAGUCUGUGUUGAGUUGUAGGAAGUCCCAAAUGAGUUUUUUGUUUUUUGCAUUGACUAGAUUUUAGUGACAUUUUCCUUUACUUGUGUGUAACACAGAAUAGAGGAGGUCUUGUCUUAUUCUGUGCGGAGAUGUUUAUGCAUUCUUUUAGAGUAAGAGUUAUUGUUUACCUGAAAAGAAAAAAAAAAAGAUACAUUUAGUCCACUAUUGAUACUUAAAGUUGAACUGUAAGCAAAAUCAGGAGGUGCUUUUUUAUCUUUUCAGUAAUUUUAAUUCUGUAAAUAUAUAUGUAUGAAAAACUUAUCUGUCAAACAAGAAUAUUUCCCUUUAUUUUUUUUUAUUAUUAUUAUUAUUAUUAUUAGAGGCUAGUAUCAUGUUAUUAUCAUCAUUCCAUUGAGUAUUCAAAUUUGUCCAUGUAUAUCAUUGAAAAUAUUUUGCAUAAAUAUCAUUCUUCAAAGCAGUUCAUGAGUCUUAAGAUACUUACUGUGAUAAAGUAUGCUAUGAAGCACAUUAAUGCAUUUUUACAAAUAUGAACUAUGUGAACAGUGUAGUCUUUUAUGUGAAAUAUGCACAAAAUAUCACACAGAUGCCUUGGAUUUCUGUUGAGAAUAUUUUCAUUGUGCUUUUAGCAUGAAUACAGAAACACACACACACACACACACACACACACACACACACACACACACACACACACACACACACACACACACACACACACACACACACACACACACACAGACCUCUGUUGUCUGGAGACUAUUUGUGAAAAAAAGAUAUAUAGUGAAAAGUACCUGGUCUAGGCAGCAAUUGUUUGUAAUAUGAAGAUUGAUACUUAUAAGACAGGUGAACCAAUCUAAGUCUGAUUUACAUAAGUAAAAAAUGAAUAUCUUAAAAUAUAAAUAGAAUGUUGA
Molecule: messenger RNA, 2105 nt
Organism: Portunus trituberculatus (swimming crab)
Lineage: Eukaryota; Metazoa; Arthropoda; Malacostraca; Decapoda; Portunidae
Product: eukaryotic translation initiation factor 4E type 3-like
Exons: 4
Coding region: 264-941 (225 amino acids)
Biological process (GO): translational initiation
Cellular component (GO): eukaryotic translation initiation factor 4F complex
Molecular function (GO): RNA 7-methylguanosine cap binding; translation initiation factor activity
Source: RefSeq, a predicted model, not a curated record